AUGCCACCUUGGAAAUACACAAAUGAGUGCUUUGUUGUCGUUGAAGAGAAAUGGGGCUUGGCGCCAAUUGUUGCCUUCCAGCAGGUCAGCAGCCGAGAAUAUAUCCCGAACCACCGCCAUGUCGACAAUGACCAAAGGUCCCCUCCUGGAAAUGCUACAGUACGGCUCCGAGAUGUCACAGCAUUAUCAAUCGUUCUAGGGUUGACUUUAUACCUUACUUUUGGCUACGGUCGACCAGGACUUAUCUUUAUGACAUUGUAUUCCCUUAGACGAUCAUUACUUGUGAUCGGGAUUUUCUGCUGCUCAUGGGCUGGAUCCUACGUUUUCGUGAAACCAAAUGAAAACGUUCGACUUGCCAAGGUGAUUCGCUCAGGAAAACCUGUCAAAGUCCCGAUUGAUCAAAUUUCCAUUGGUGACAAGGUGAUGCUUGAGCCUGGGGAUUUUGUUGUUGCCAAUGGUAUCUUAGUCAAUGGAUACCAAAUCAAAUGCGAAGAAUCCUCAUGCAUCAUUGAGAAAACCCCUGUGAAUGAUAUCUAUGAUGCAACCGAACGAGGCGAUGUUGCGUGGAAGCCAGAUCCAUUCAUUGUUAAAGGAAGCCAAGUUACCCAAGGUGUUGGGUUAUUCGUUAUUACCGAGGCGUCACAACGCGAGUUCGUCAUUACUAAAACGUCACAAUGCGAGUUCGUCAUAUCUAUGAAGGUUGAUGAAGCCCCAGACAAAGAAUCUGCCCCCAUACCGAGGGCUUCGGGUCUCUCAGAAUUUAAUAUCGGUCAAGUCCGCUAUGAGAAAACCAAAGAUGAUGGUGAAGGCGAGGUGGAAGAACCAGAAGACGAACUGGACAAACUGAAGGACGACCUGAGCAAACUAGAGGAUGGGAUCCAUAAACAAGAAGACAAGUCAGAGAAACCGGAAGGCGCGACACAAAGGUUUAGGAGAUUGUCUAAAAAAUCGAUUCUUGGUGAAACAACAGGGUCGGAACCACCCACGGCCGAUUCAAACCCUCCGUUAGACUACUCAGAAACGAGGGGUCCCUCGAUGAGAGCGGGUCAGGUUGGAGAUCCAGGUUUUCAAAAACCCAACCGCAUCACAUACGAACAACUGAUCACUGAAGUUCGAGAAAUCUAUUCAGGGCUGGUGGUGGCGGAGAAGAAGUGUAUUGAGAUUGAAAAGCAACAGAUGGAAUCAAAAGCUAAACUAUUAGACCAUACCGAGGCCGGUGAGGAAGAGGAGAGAGAGGAGGGAGAGGAAAGAGAGGAGGGAGAAGAAAGAGAGGAAGAAGAGGAAGAAGAGGAAGAAGAGAAAGAAGAGGAAGAAGAGAAAGAAGAGGAAGAAGAAAUUGAUGCAAUACGGGACACAAAAGAAGCAGACGAGAAAAAACACAACAACCAAUCUUCCGCCGAAAUCGUAGCCUCGGGAACCCCAAGCAUUUUGAAUGACAAUGACUUUCGGCUUGGCCUUGGUAGCAAGUACGACCAGAACCACGAGGGUGAUUUGAACGAUGUGCACGAAGAAGAACAUGAAGAGUACAAGGAAAACCAUGAGUAUAACAAAAACAGUAGUUAUGAUGCCUCGUUUCCCCUUGAAGAGAACUUGAUGGAUUGGCGUCGAUUCAAACUCCCGCCUUCGCCUCAACCUAGCCCACGAGACCGCGAGUUUUACGUUCCUGGAAUGAUAGAAGGAAUUCCGGUAUUCGCUACCCCCGACUUCGGUUCAGGGUUUAAUAUAGUGUCGCAGGAAAUGGCUGAGAUGCAUGGUUUGACCAUCGAUACUGGAGAUACAGAGUCAUAUGGGUUGCCCAAUGGUGUUAUUGGAGCCUUUGUCGGUACGGUCCAGGUUUUUUGGUCUUUCCUUAACGAGAUGGAGACAUACCACUGCGUCUUUCAUGUUUUAAAGACCUGUGUCUGUGACAUGAUUCUUGGCAGAGAUUUCCUCAGCGACACCAAAACAUUCACGCAAUUUGCUUCUCAGCGAAUCCAAGUGAGGUAUGGAGGGCACAGUCUAUCCUCCAUUCAGAGAGUGCUUUUUGUGGAUCAGACGAAUCCAUCUUCGAGGCAAAGACUUUUGGGUGAAAUUGACGGGCAUCCCAUUGGAGGCUUUACUGAUACUUCUUCCGACCUCACAAUUAUCAGACGUUCCACAGCAGUGCAGCUAGCACAAAGGAUGGACUGGGAUAUUGACUGGAACCGCAUAACGCAAGUCCAAUUUGUGGAUGGAUCAACUGCUUAUACGAGUGGCUUGAUACGUGACAUCACCUGGGGCUUCGGUGCCGAUCCUCGCCAGGAUGAUACCAUUCGUCUUGAUCUCCAUGUCAUGGAUCGAAUACCUUGUGCCUUAAUAUUGGACAAAUGGCUCCUGUGGGACCAUAGGGCUUUCACGAGAUACGCCUGUUGUUUCAUUGACAUUGGCGUUGGUGACAAAAUCGGAACCAAGAAACCCAUUUUAUGGGUCCGUGAGAAAAAAAAUCACAAAUAUGAGCAAGAAAAACCAAGCCCAGCCGACGCGGAGGCAAGGCACAGAACUAGGGUAAUGGAUGAGAUAGAAGAACUGCCAUUCGAUAAACGCGCCGCUGCGAUGGCAGAGGAAAUCCGCCGAAUUCAGGAAUGGGAAGUUACCUGGCGGGUCCAGUGGUUCUUCAUCGCCACAAUCCUUCAGUAUGCAGGGUUCCGGCAGCAAAAGGGAAAAGGUCUCUUCGAUAUUCCGUAG
Messenger RNA from Penicillium taxi, 2703 nucleotides. RefSeq names its product retropepsin-like aspartic protease. Gene Ontology annotation, biological process: intracellular calcium ion homeostasis. Gene Ontology annotation, cellular component: intracellular membrane-bounded organelle. NCBI's taxonomy places the organism in Eukaryota, Fungi, Ascomycota, Eurotiomycetes, Eurotiales, Aspergillaceae. The coding region runs from base 1 to 2703 and encodes 900 amino acids. The record is from RefSeq and is a predicted model, not a curated record. Gene Ontology annotation, molecular function: P-type calcium transporter activity. The transcript is spliced from 4 exons.